AUGAAGGAUAGCAUCAUCAACCCGCCGGAGAAGGACCUGAAUUCGAUCAUGACUGUAGCUGACCAAGGUCAGGGAGGUCUCGAGGAAAAAAAACGAUCAAAUUCGACCACUCAGUCGUCGAUUGCUCUGACAAAGGACAAUCCUGCCAUCACGACUCCCAAGCGCAUCAGCAAGCGAAACCCUUCAAAAACCGCCAAAGAUGGCGCAAUGAACGGUCGCUUGCUCCUCCCAUCUGAAGUUGCCCAAGGUCAGGUUGGCCUCACGGCCAAAGCUCGAUCGCACACCAGUCCCUCGUCGAUCGCUCUCACCAAGGAUAAUCCCAAUCCAACGAUUACCAAGAGUCAACGCAAGCAACCCCUCCCUUCCAAAACCGCCGAGGAUGGCGCAGUGCAAGGACGGCCGCUCGUUGCCUUCAACAAGAACCUCAAGGUGUCCAAGUUCCACAGGCUCUACAAGAAGGCGUGGAGGAAAGAGGUUUUCGGAAACCAGGCAUUUAUUACUUGGUCUUCCCGCACGGCGGAAUACUCUGGUCGGGCAAUCUCCAAAUGCCCUGGCUGGUGGGCCGACGUCAACAUGGAUCCAUCUUCCGACGCCCAAACCUACGACGACAUCGCUGCGUUCAUCCUGACCGGCCUGAAGGCAUACGACCCAUCACUCGGCGGUUCGAUGCCACAGCUUCGGUCCAGCAUGCAGAAUCUGUUCUCCCUUGGAGAUCUCAAAGAUGCCGACGAUGACGAAGGUUCCUGGGCCCUUCGCGAGUACUUUCUUCGUCUCGCGACACAGUGCCCCACGGUUGUGUUUGAUCUUGCAACGGCCCAACGCGUUAUCACUACGGACGAAAAGUCGCCUUGCUUUUGGGAAUUUUCGCUCGUGUUCGACCCGACAUUAAUUGUUCAACGCGCCGAGCCGUUGACGUGGAUGUGGCUAGCGGCAGCCGAAUUUGUUGCCCAUCCUUGGACUGGCCCUGCGAUCAUUCCUCCCAUUGUGGAGGAAUUCGAGCGACUAGAAAGAGAGUCGAAAAUAUCCAAGGCUCAGUCCAAGUCUAAGAAGCGCCCUGCAUCGACUCCAGAGAAUCCAAAAGGUGCCAAGGCACACGAUUCGCGCCCGUCCCCCUCUGUCCAGAUGCAAACGGAACUGACGCCACCAAAGGGUUGUUCCCAACCCUUCCAACGAACUCCACCUUCAGAUGCCACUCCUCCUCGCCAACAAGUGAUCCUGUCUGACGCCGUCCACGUCAUUGCCGGCACCCCAACAGGAACACAGGAAGCCAGUCUUCCAGCUGACGACGUCGCGGUAGCCAACACCCACCGUGGGAGGACCAGUGCGGAAAACGGAGCAGAGGAACACAAUAGUGCCCCGACCUACAGGGACACUGUUGCCGCUCUCCCCGCUCCCACGGUUCCUCUCACCACCGACGAACGAUUGAUGCGCCUUCUCGCUGUCCAUUGGAAUGCAUCUCCCUUUCGGCACAUUACCAUCUUCAAUG
This is a messenger RNA of Cylindrotheca closterium, 1486 nucleotides long. The record is from the annotation of a GenBank genome assembly. Lineage: Eukaryota; Bacillariophyta; Bacillariophyceae; Bacillariales; Bacillariaceae.